AAAAAGAUGGUGGUCAAAGCCGAGAGAAGCGGUUGACUCGUAGCAAUUAUUUCUAAUAAACACUGCAUUGCCCUGGACUAGUGAAAUCAAAGAGUGGCGGUCCGUCAACGGCGAGGAUUACAGAGGCUUGAGUUGGGGUCGGGGGAUAACGUGUUCAUCGCAGACCGUCCGAAGCACUGCAGUUUCGUGUUAAGAUGAAUUAUGUGGGACUGAAUUUGCACUCAGUGGGCCCACUUCCCUCCACAAUGGCAGCAUCGUCUGCCUAUCAAACCGAGCCAUCCUCAGAAGCCGGGCCCAACAGCAGCACCAGCCUAAUCAAAGACGAGUGUGAGUCCGAAGAACCAAGCAAGAAACUCAAGGUUGAUCAUGAGCACGGUGCCAGUGAGAGCCACCAAAAAGUAGACUUCUGGUUCUGUGAGGAGUGCAAAGAGUAUUUCUUGGAGGAAUGCCCAAACCAUGGUCCUCCGGUCUUUGUGCCAGACACACCAGUGGCACUGGGGGUGCCCAACCGGGCUUCCCUCACAGUGCCCUCGGGAAUAGAGCUCGUCCGGGAGGAGGAGGAGGUGGAUGUGUGCUGCAUAGAUGCGGGCAUCCCCAAGGGGGCGCUCUUUGGCCCGUAUCAGGGGGAGUUGGUAUCUAAGGACUAUUCCUCAGGGUUUUUCUCUUGGAUGAUCGUUGAUGAGAACAACACAUACAAAUCCAUUGAUGGCAGUGAUGAAACUAAAGCCAACUGGAUGAGGUAUAUACGUAAUUCAUCGGAUGAGAAUGAGAGGAACAUGACAGCCUUCCAGCAUGGAGAACAUAUAUAUUUCCGUGUGUGUCGGCAGUUGUCAGCAGGAGAGAAGCUCCGCGUGUGGUACAGCGAUGACUACAUGAGGCGGCUACAUAGUGUCUCGCAGGACAGUAUUGGCCACAACCUGGACACAGCUGAGGCCAUGACCCCUAUUCCCGUGGUGCUAGAUGAGGAUGAUCAGGAUGUGGACUCUGCAGAUGAGUCCAUCACUGCUGACCUCAUGGUGGCUGCUGAAGACUCCUCCAAGCUGUUGGCUGGGCCUGGCCGACGUAUACGCCGCUUCAAGCAGGAAUGGCUCAAGAAGUUCUGGUUCCUGCGUUACUCGCCAACACUCAACGAGAUGUGGUGUCAUGUCUGCCGCCAGUAUACCGUCCAGUCCUCACGCACCUCCGCCUUCAUCAUCGGCUCCAAGCAGUUCAAGAUCCACACUAUCAAGCUGCACAGCCAAAGCAACCUGCACAAAAAGUGCCUGCAGCUAUACAAGCUUCGGAUGCACCCGGAGAAGACAGAGGAGAUGUGUCGUAACAUGAUGCUGCUGUUCAAUGCUGCUUACCACCUGGCACUGGAGGGCCGACCCUUCUCAGACCUGCGAGCGCUGGCUGAGUUGCUCAAGAAGUGCGAGCUCAAGGUGGUCGACCAGUACAUGAACGAAGGUGACUGCCAGAUCCUCAUCCACCAUAUCGCCAGGGCGCUUAAGGAAGACCUGGCGGAGAGGAUACGCCUGUCGCCCUUCCUCAGUGUCAUCAUGGAUGGGCAAAACGAUGACUUGCUGUCAGACACCGUUGCCGUCUAUGUGCAGUUCACCACCAGCGAAGGACCCCCUGCCACAGAGUUCCUCUCCCUACAGAGGCUAAGUGUUGGCAGUGUGGAUGGCUACCUCCAGGCCAUUGAUCGGGCCUUUGCUGUGCUUGGUCUGAAGCUUCAGGACAUGCUGGUGGCCGGUCUGGGGGUCGAUGGCUCUAACAUCUCCUCCAGUUUGAGAGCAAAUCUGUACAUUGCGGUACGGAAGAAGCUCCCCUGGAUCCUCUGCUUGCCGGUCAUGAUCCAUCGUCCUCACCUGGAGGUGCUGGAUGCCAUCAGUGGGAAGGAGCUGUCCUGCCUGGAGGACCUUGAAAACAACCUGAAGCAGCUGCUGAGCUUCUACCGGUACUCCCCUCGCAUGAUGGCCGAGCUCAGGUCUACCGCCCCCACGCUGUCUGAGGAGACAGAGUUCCUGGGAGAUAUACGAGCCGUCAGCUGGAUUAUAGGAGAGCCAAACGUCCUGAAUGCCCUUAUCAAAGAUUACCUGGAGGUGGUGGCGCACCUCAAGGACAUCAGCGGCCAAACGCAGAGGGCAGAUGCAGCUGCCAUCGCCUUGACCCUGCUUCAAUUCCUCAUGGAUUACCAGUCUGUCAAGCUAAUAUACUUUCUCCUGGAUGUCAUCGCUGUUCUUUCGCGUCUGGCCUUCAUCUUUCAGGGGGACUACCUGCUGGUGUCUCAGGUAGACACCAAGAUCGAAGAGGCCAUCCAUGAGAUCGGUCAGCUGGUGGACUGCCCUGGGGAGUAUCUGCAGGAGUUUGAGGAGAACUUCCGCGAAAGCUUCAAUGGCGUAGACCUGAAUAACUUGCGCGUCGCCGAGUCCAAGUUCCAAUCCAUCCGCGAAAAGAUCUGCCAGAAGAGCCAGGGAAUCUUGUCCCAGCGACUUGACAUGCACAGCCGCACGGUGGUCAAGGCGUGCCGUGUGCUUGACCUCACCACCUGGCCACGCAACAGGGAUGACCUACGAGCCUUUGGGGAGGAAGAGAUCCUGCUCAUUUUUGACCACCUUGAAGCGAUCCCCUCGGCUGUCCGGGAGACGUCGCGGGACAGAACUGACGCUCGGGGCAGCCUGCUGGUGGAGUGGAGGGACCUCAAAGCCGACUACUACAGCAUGAAUGGCUUCAAGGAGGUGGUCAGUCAAAUCUCCAGGCACAAGCAGCGCUUCCCUCUGCUUAACCGCAUACUCCAAGUUGUCAGGGUCUUGCCCACUUCCACCACCUGCUGUGACAAGGGCCGUGGGUCCCUGCAGAAAGUGCGCAAGAACAACCGCUCAAGGCUGACGCUGGACCAGAUGAAUGACCUACUGACCCUUGCAGUCAACGGGCCGCCAAUAGCAAACUUCGAUGGCAAGCGACCAUUGGACAGCUGGUUUGAGGAGAAGUCUGGCAACAGCUAUUCACUCUCAGCCGAAAUGCUGAAUAGAAUGUCGGCUAAUGAACAAAAGUAUGUUCUGCACAGCAUGGAUGUGAACACAGAGUUCUACCCUGAUAUUUGACUGAUGAGAGCCAUGGCUUUACUUCACUUUAUUCCAAAAGCCAUCCCGGGGGAGGGGUGAUCUGGGCUAUAAUGUGAUUGGCCAUACAAGUGUGCAAUGGCCCUGCUGCUAAAAUGGCCUGAUCAGCAUCACUUUAGAAAAUGGAAACCUAGCUAGUAGAAUCUGUUGAGCACACAUUUAUGUCAAGCUCAGGAGGAAAAGUUGGUCUUAAAAGGCAAGACAGGAAACCUGACUUAGUGAAAACAAUCAGUUUGUAUGAGUGUUGAAUUUAAGUAUGUGUAACAUAAAGCACUUAUGUAGAGCAUGUGCUGAUGAUCACUGGUAUCAACUCUGUUAGAAAUGGCCAUUAUCAUUUAGUGGGGCUUUUAAAAUCUGCAGUCAACACCAUUAUUUGGAAAAUGCCAUAGGUUAAUAGCUCAAGUAUACCUUUUUUGUAACAAUGCAAAUUAUUUCUCUUUCAAACAAGUCUUUGAUUUCUAUACAUUUACGGUUUAUUUUAAAAGUAGUAAAUGUUUGGUUCAAAUGACAUUUGUAUGAAAUUGUGCCAUAACAGCAUAUUGCAAGGUGAUAAAGUCUUGAUAAAGUGAAAGUUCACAAAUAACCAAGGUGCUAUGCCACACAUCGUCACAAGAGAUUAUAUGGUUUGUUUAAGUGGUUUUUUUGUACAGGUAUAUACUGCUGUGGUGAUUGAUUUUUCUUUUGCGGCUUUUAUAGGUCUUAAAAGAUUCCAUCAAUGUAUUUUUUUUAAUUGCCUAAACAAAUGUAGGUCAAUUAUUCAUUAUGAAGCAGGUAGUUUGGAUGCUGAUUGGAUGAAAGGCGUGGUAUAUCAGGCAUUAAACUGGGAGGUUCGAGCCCUGAAUGCUGAUUGGCUGACAGCCGUGGUAUAUCAGACCGUAUACCACGGGUAUGACAAAUCAUUUUUACUGCUCUAAUUACGUUGGUAGCCAGUUUAUAAUAGCAAUAAGGCACCUCUGGGGUUUGUGGUAUCUCGCCAAAAUAUACCACGGCUAAGGUCUGUGUCCAGGCACUCCUCGUUGCGUUGUGCAUAAGAACAGACCUUAGCCGUGGUAUAUUGGCCAUAUACCACACCCCCUCUGGCCUUAUUGCUUAAAUAUACCACAGGUAUGAUGCAAAAUUACUUGUUUACUGUUCUAAUUAUAUUGGUAACAAGUUUAUAAUAGUAUUAAGGCACCUUGGGUAUGUGGUAUAUUGACCAUACACCACACCUCUGGCCUUAUUGCUUAAUAUUAAAGUAUAAUAUUCGUUUUGCAAGGUGAAGCUUAUAUAGCCAUAAAUUAGCCAAAAGUUUUCAAUAUAUUGUUUAUACUUUACAUUUCUUGCAGCAUUUAUUCUUGCAUUUAUUCUUAAGUAUUUGUUUAGCAAUACUUCUGCCAAAUCAUGUAUGCAAGACAGAGUGCAUUUGAAAAGUAUUCAGUGUUGUUUUUUCUCAUCAAUCUACACACAAUACCCCAUAAUGACAAAGCAAAAACUGUUGUUCUUUUGUUCGUUUUUUUUGCAAAUGUAUUAAAUAUAAGAAACUGAAAUAUCACAUUUACAUAAGUAUUCAGACCCUUUACUUAGUACUUUGUUGCACCUUUGCCAGCGAUUACAGCCUUGAUUCUUCUGGGUAUGACGAUAUAAGCUUGGCACACCUGUAUUUGGGGAUCUUCUCCUGCAGAUCAUUUCAAGCUUUAUCCGGUUGGAUGGGGAGCGUCGCUGCGUAGCUAUUUUCAGGUCUCUCCAGAGAUGUUCGGUUAGGUUCAAGUCCAGGCUCUGGCUGGGACACUCAAGGACAUUCAGAGACUUGUCCUGAAGCCACUCCUGCGUUGUCUUGGCUGUAUGCUUAGGGUCGUUGUCCUGUUGGAAAGUGAACCUUCAACCUAGUCUGAGGUCCUGAACACUCAGGAGCUGGUUUUUGUCAAGGAUCUUUCUGUACUUCGUUCCGUUAUUCUUUCCCUCGAAUCUGACUAGUCUCCCAGUCCCUGCUGUUGAAAAACAUCCCCACAGCAUGAUGCUGCCACCACAUGCUUCACCGUAGGGAUGGUGCCAUGUUUCCUCCAGACUUAACGCUUGGCAUUCAGGCCAAAGAGUUAAAUCUUGGUUUCAUCAGACUAGAGAAUCUUGUUUCUCAUGGUCUGAGUCCUCUAGGGGUGCCUUUUGGCGAUCUCCAAGUGGGCUGUCAUGUGCCUUUUACUGAGGAGUGCCUUCCCUCUGGCCACUCUACCAUAAAGGCUUGAUUGGUGGAGUUCUGCAGAGAUGGUUGUCCUUUUGGAAGGUUCUCCCAUCUCCACAGCGGAACUCUGGAGCUCUGUCAGAGUGACCAUCGGGUUCUUGGUCACCUCCCUGACCAAGGCCCUUCUCCUCCAAUUGCUCAGUUUGGCCGGGCAGCCAGCUCUAGGAAGAGUCUUGGUGAUUCAAAACUUCUUCCAGUUAAGAAUGAUGGAGGCUACUGUGUUCUUCAAUGCUGCAGAAAUGUUUUGGUACCCUUGUGCCUCGACACAAUCCUGUCUCGUAGCUCUACAGACAAUUCCUUCGACCUCAUGGCUUGGUGUUUUGCUCUGACAUGCACUGUCAACUGUGGGACCUUAUAUAGACAGGUGUGUGUGCCUUUCCAAAUCAUGUCCAAUCAAAUUUACCACAGGUCAGGGCCAAUCAAGUUGUAGAAACAUCUCAAGGAUGAUCAAUGGAAACAGGAUGCACCUGGGCUCAAUUUCGAGUCUCAUAGUAAAGGCUCUGAAUACUUAUGUAUACAAGGUAUUUCUGUUUUAAUUUUUAAUACAUUUGCAAAAAAGCAAGAUGUGGAAAAGGGUACGGGUCUGAAUACUUUCUGAAUGCAAUGUAUGUCACUUGAAUUUAUUCACGAGUGCAAUAUGUAUUAUGACUUAUGGCCAAAUUCAACAACCAUUUAGAGGGGAAAAAGUUAUCCCCAUCUUAUUAUAUAAUUUACUUAAUGACAUUGCCAAAUUAAGUAGUGGACAGAAGGUUUUGCUAAAAUGCAUUUUGCAUAUUAUUUGUGGCUGCUACAGUUGUCAUACAUGCCAAAGUUUAGAUUUCAGAAGGGUUUGUAAACUGGAAUGUGUUGACAUGACAACUUUCUUUGCUUUGCUUUUUGAAAACACUUUUGAGAUAGUAUACUUCAUCAGUUAUCUGGAACUCAGAUCAUUUAGGUGGAGUGAAAUGCAUUGAAGAUCCUAGAAACCACUAAAUUUGCACCUGUGUUGUAUGAACUGUAUGAGUGACUGUUAACUAAGGUUGAUGGGAUCAUUUAUCUCAUGUUGGUUCAUGACUAAGACUUUUUGACUUUACUGUUUGAAAUGUAAUACUUUUAUAUUCACUAUAUAAAAUUAAUAAGUGGCCAUGCAUUAAUAGGCAAAGAAUCUUUUUGCUUGUAUAUUGAAAGUGAGUUAUUUGAACUUAAUUUUGGAUAUUAUAUUGAACCUUUGGUUGGUUUCAAAAUAUUGUUUUAAAUUGUCAACAAUUAAAUUACUGAAAGGCAUAUUUAAAAAAAAAUCUAAAAUCUAUUUAACCUUUAUCCAGGCGAAAUAAUUAAGAACAAAUUCUUAUUUACAAUGACGGCCUAGCAUACCAGUCUGAGCCAGACUGCUUUAAGCCGUGAUUUCACCUUUAAAUUAAUUACUGCAGUAAUUACUGUAGUAAUUUUAAGAGGUACGCACACUUGCUUGUUUGCAUGGUUGUUGUACUGUAUAUGCACCAUGAUUGUAAUCUUCAAAUUAUUACAUGCCAAUUUAAAUAACAUGCAUUCUUCAUAUGUGGUAUGUGUUUUGGGUGGAUGUAUAGACUUAUUACCUCAAUGAGGUAUGCUAUGCUACAAUUUUGCUUUCAUUACUGUUUACUUCAUGUAUGGACUCUUAACGAUAGGCAGCUGUGUAAUUCAUGAGACAGGGUGUUGAGAGAGAAAUUUAGUCAACAAUCACUUCUUCACAACUGGAAUCACAGCACCAAAAAUAUUUCCCACCCCAAUGCAAAUAUUCAGAGGAAUGCUUUUUUUGUGUUAUCUUGGCCAAUCAUCUUUUUACUUAGCUUAGGUCGGGGUAUGUAGUUUUCUUUGCUUAUUCUAUAAAUGAUUGUUUUGCACCUUAUAUGUUUAUAUUUCUGUGUACUUUAUGUUAAUGAUUGUGAGUAUGUCCACAGCAAAUGUGCAUGUUAAUUCAUGAGCCAAGACCAAGAAAAAUGAGUUCUUGAUCCUAGUGCUUCUAGAUUUAUACUGUCAUCUAUUUCAGAUUUUCCAAACUGAGCUUGUACCAAAAUUCAAAUUCUAGAUCUACAUUUAGCCUACCAUUUGAUAUAUUGUAAUAUACACCAUGUAACUUUAACAAAUGUAUGUAUGCACAAUAUUGUAUGCAGCCAAAUGAAAGUCAAUCAGUUAUACUGUGGUAUUAGUGUAUUAUAUAUUUUUGAGGGGGGAAAUUGCAACGAUUCCUUUGAAUGGUUGAAAUGCCUGCACUCUUAUAUCACUCUGUUUUUGAAAAGGGAUAAAUUAACAAUACAAACCUGUACCUUUAAUCGGUAACAGUUCACAUUUAGGUACCCUUUAAGGGAGUUGUAAAGGGUUUAUACGUAUAAUGAACAAAAAUAUAAACGCAACAUGUGAAGCGUUGGUCCCAUGUUUUAUGAGCUGAAAUAAAAGAUCCCAGAAAUUUUCCUUACGCCCAAAAGCUGAUUUCUCUCAAAUGUUGUGCACACAUUUGUUUCCAUCGCUAUUAGUGAGCAUUUCUCUUUUGCCAAGGUCAUCCAUCCACCUGACAGGUGUGGCAUAUCAAGAAGCUGAUGAAACUGUGUGAUCAUUACACAGAUGUACCUUGUGCUGGACACCUUAAAAGGCCACUCUGAAAUGUGCAGUUUUGUCACACAACACAAUGCCACAGAUGUCUCAAGUUUUGAGGGAACGUGCAAUUGGCAUGCUGACUUCAGGAAUGUCCACCAGAGCUGCUGCCAGAGAAUUUAAUGUUAAUUUCUCUACCAUAAGCCGCCUCCAAUGUUGUUUUAAAGAAUUUGGCAGUACGUCCAAUCUGCCUCACAACCGCAGACCACAUGUAACCACGCCAGCCCAGGGACUGGCUCCCCAGUGUGUGGGCCUAUGGCUCCCCAGUGUGUGGGCCUAUGGCUCCCCAGUGGGUGAGCCUAUGACCUCCCAGGCCCACCCAUGGCUGCACCCCUGCCCAGUCAUGUGAAAUCCAUAGAUUAGGGCCUAAUUAAUUUAUUUAAAUUGACUGAUUUCCAAUUCUGAACUGUAACUCAAUAAAAUCAUUCUUUGUCGCAUGUUGCGUUUUAUAUUUUUGUUCAGUAUAGUUUAAAAACAAUUCAUUAUUAAUUAACAUGUAGUUCAUAAAUCAUUGAUAAACAUUUAAAUCAGAAAUAUAGUGUAUAAGACAUCCAGAUUGGAAUAGUAAUUUUGUUAAAUAGUGUGAUUUUGCCGCCAUUUCCAUAGUGAGCACAGGGGCACGUGCCCUCUCAGAUUUGUCCUUUUGAAAAAUAAAUACAAAAAUAUAUAAUUUUUGUUGUUGUUUCUCUGUAAAACUUCUAGCCACCUAGCAAUAUUAUGAAAUUGGCUUUAGUUAGCCCAGAUAGAUUCCCAACCUCAUAACUAGCUACCAAGAAGACAUUUCAGGCUAUCAGUGAAGUUCGAGUUAGACAAGCUAGCUACUAUCUUAGCUUGCAUGCCUGCUGGCAAGGUCGGUAGACUUUAGAAAAGCAAAUAUUUACUAAAUGUACUGAAUAAGACAUGCAUUCCUUUCCAUCUUUCCAUCUUUUUUUAAAAUUUUUUUUUUUAAGACAUCAGUCAGAUGCAUACAGACUGUUCAAGAUAUGUUUUUUUAAUUUUAUUACGUAGACUUAAACAUAAUGAUUAUGGCUCUAGAUUGCAGGAGAAAGAGUGUUUCCGGUGUUUGAAAAAGUCAAAGUUCUUCAAUUUACAGACGGGGGGACCUAGCCCCCCUAUGGACCACUCCCCCAGCCAUCCUCACAUACUUUGUGCCCUCUUAGAUGUUUGAGGUGCAUGAUGCCGCUAUACCAUUAUUAAUAACCGUAGUAGUUGAUUACAGUGCGCAACUCCCAUUAAAGGGUACUUAAAUGUAAAAUGUUACUAAUCAAUCUAAAAGGUUCAGUGGUACUUGUUUGGAUGCAUUUAACACUGGAAACAUAUAAACCUGUCUGUGAACAUGAGUAUAACGUGUACAUAUAUCCAUAUAUUUUCAUAUGACAUGUAUACAUGAAAAUAUGAAAAUGUAUAGACCCCCUGUAAUUGACAUUGUAAGAAUAUCUUUAUGGCGCAAAUAAUUGUUUAAUAAAAUAUUUUCCAUGGUA
Molecule: messenger RNA, 9410 nt
Organism: Oncorhynchus kisutch (coho salmon)
Lineage: Eukaryota; Metazoa; Chordata; Actinopteri; Salmoniformes; Salmonidae
Gene: prdm11
Product: PR domain containing 11
Exons: 7
Coding region: 195-3086 (963 amino acids)
Molecular function (GO): protein binding
Source: RefSeq, a predicted model, not a curated record